AUGACAUUGAUUAUAUUAAGAAUCUUCAUUUAUUACUGGGACACUCCGAUUGUUAAAGCCAAUAACCGGACUGUGAGCUUCAUCCUCCUGGUCUCCAUCUUGCUGAACUUCCUCAGUGUCUUCUUCUUCCUUGGCUGUCCAGUGGACAUAACCUGCUUACUGAGACAAACAUCAUUUGGCGUCUUCUUCUCUAUUGGUGUAUCCUCAGUUCUGGCCAAAACUAUCACAGUUUGUAUUGCCUUCAAAGCCACCAAACCUGGAAGGUCCUCGCUGAAAUGGGUCUCAUUCAGACUCUCUAAUUCUUUUGUCUUGAUGUGUUCUUCUGUACAAGUUCUCAUAUGUGUUAUUUGGUUGUUGAUGUCUCCUCCUUAUGUAGAGUUUGAUCAUCAUUCGUAUCCUGGGCAGAUAGUCAUUCAGUGUAAUGAAGGGUCAGAUAUCUGCUUCUACUCCAUGUUGGGUUAUAUGGGGUUCCUGGCAGCUGUGAGCUUUGUUCUGGCUUUCAUGGUGAGGACAUUACCGGACAGUUUCAAUGAAGCCAAGUACAUCACCUUCAGCAUGCUGCUGUUCUGCAGUGUCUGGAUCACCAUGAUCCCGGCCUAUCUGAGCACUAAAGGGAAAUACAUGGUGGCUGUGGAGAUAUUUGCCAUAUUGACCUCAUGUUCUGGUAUUCUUGGAUGUAUAUUUUUCCCUAAAGUUUAUAUUCUACUUUUAAAACCUUCUUUAAACUCCAAAAAAAUAAUAAUGGAGAAAAAUAAGUUACACAUUUGA
Bufo gargarizans (Asiatic toad) is the source of this 768-nucleotide messenger RNA. Its product is annotated as vomeronasal type-2 receptor 26-like. Lineage: Eukaryota; Metazoa; Chordata; Amphibia; Anura; Bufonidae. The transcript has a single exon. Gene Ontology annotation, biological process: G protein-coupled receptor signaling pathway. The coding region runs from base 1 to 768 and encodes 255 amino acids. The record is from RefSeq and is a predicted model, not a curated record. Gene Ontology annotation, cellular component: membrane. Gene Ontology annotation, molecular function: G protein-coupled receptor activity.